CCAAUGGCCCCCACAACAUCACCAGAUGCUUGGGUGCCUAGAGCGAACUGGUAAUGAUGCUGAUGGAGUGGCACGGGUCGGAACACUUUUUACGUCGCGACAACAUCUUUGGACCCCACCUGCCAAUAAAGCAGGAUGAGAAGGGUGUAGUUGGGCGUUUACGUUGUCGCAUAGCCGCUCUGUGCGCCCAUGUGCUCAGCUCGUUUGCUUGAUCAUAAGUGUAGCGAAGCCGUCAACUCGAAGUGAGGUCGGGCCUUUUGCAAUCACUUUCAGCCUACGGCAACCCCAUUUUGAAGAAUGGCGAACAGUCCAACCGAUUCGCUUGGUGUCAACGAGCUGCCGCCUCCCCCAAAACAGCAGCGCUCGCGCUCAAGCGGCUACGUUGACACUCUUGCAGAGCAAGCAGAAUGGGACAGAUACGACCGAGAACGCCAAAUGAAGCGUUACCGAGAAGGCUCGCGACUCAAUCCCACGGUCCAUCAUCGCGGUCGAUCUGACCGUCUCUGCGUGCCUAUCUUCGAGACGGGCAAGCGACCUCGCUCAAACGAGAGAUCUGAGCAACAGUGCAACGAGUUUGCGCGGAAUUUCAAGAUAGAGGAGGUCCGUCCAAGUCCGGAACCGGUAUGCAACUAUGAUCUUAACACUGAACCGGUUUUGCCAAGCCAGCUGCCCACGAAGUAUGAGUGGAAACCGCAGCAACAGUCGCAAGGAAAGCCGAAGAUCAAGGUGCAGAUCCAUCAAGAUACUCCGACUACCUUUAUGGUGCCAUCUACAUGCACCCCAAAGCGCAGCCCAAGUGCGAGUCCGAAUUCACCUACUGCACAUCCAGAGUUGCAAUUUCAGUUUUCGAUGUUGCAGGCGAAGCUUCUUCAGAUAGAGACCACAUGUCUGCCUUACAGAGACAUCAUGCCAGCGGAUCCGCGCGAUUUGACCUUCGAGAAGAUUAUCGAUCGCGUGGAUGGCUUUGCGUUUGACCUGCACGUGUGGAGCCAGGUAGCAAAUCUUGAUGGGCUUGCGAUGGUCGAAAAGAGUAGGAGGAACGUUGCGGACGCCGCAUCACGCAACUUGAGUCGAUUAAUCGAGCGAGUCUCUGACUUGCAUGUGGCAUGUGCUACAGCCAAACCCAAGGAUCUGAAAUUGCCUCCACUGCCUGCAGUCGGCGACGAUGAGGGCGAAUGCGGUUCGUACGAGGAUGACGAUGGCGAUGGUGAACUUGACGAUCCCACAGAAGCUCCAGGUUUUGUCAUACAUACAUUGCUCCACAGCAUUGAAGUACAGAUCCAGACACUGAAACGGCUGACCCGAUCAUUGCAGGAAGCAACUCCAGGCGCGAGGGAGGAGGUGAUCAGUGUUGCGAGACUUGUCGAAGAGACAUCGCAGUUCUUUGGCUCAGAUACUGCUCUAAAGCAUCACUCAAUCGACCCAAGGUUCGCAGGUCGAAAGGCACUAGACGAAGCACGGGCUUGUGCCGUGUAGUGCGUAUGUGAGGGGAGUCCGUAUAACAUGAUCUGUACAACAGUGUUGUGGUGGGUGGACGUUGAUCCAAGGGCUGAGCUAAGUCUCGAUGUUUGGGUCCC
Didymella exigua CBS 183.55 is the source of this 1577-nucleotide messenger RNA. RefSeq lists its product as uncharacterized. Lineage: Eukaryota; Fungi; Ascomycota; Dothideomycetes; Pleosporales; Didymellaceae. The transcript has 2 exons. The record is from RefSeq and is a predicted model, not a curated record. Bases 298 to 1476 code for a protein of 392 amino acids.